Messenger RNA from Malurus melanocephalus (red-backed fairy wren), 968 nucleotides. It is a transcript of the gene ADPRM, whose product is annotated as ADP-ribose/CDP-alcohol diphosphatase, manganese dependent. The transcript has a single exon. The record is from RefSeq and is a predicted model, not a curated record. Bases 22 to 717 code for a protein of 231 amino acids. Gene Ontology annotation, molecular function: 2',3'-cyclic-nucleotide 2'-phosphodiesterase activity; ADP-ribose diphosphatase activity; CDP-glycerol diphosphatase activity. Lineage: Eukaryota; Metazoa; Chordata; Aves; Passeriformes; Maluridae.
UCCGCCCCGCCCGCGGCCGCCAUGGAGGUGGCGCCGCGCGUCGCCUUUGGGGUUAUUGCCGACAUCCAGUUCGCGGACGCGGAAGACGGGCACGACUUCGGCGGCAGCCGGCGGCGCUACUAUCGGCACAGCCUGCGCCUGCUGCGGGAGGCGGUGCGGGCGUGGGCCGGCGAGAGCCCGCCGAUAGACUGCGUGCUGCAGCUGGGCGACAGCAUCGACGGGCAGAACGCACGGCGCGGCGAGGCCGAGAGCGCCUUGCAGCAAGUGCUGGSUGUCCUGGGGCAGCUGCCGGUGCCGGUGCACCACGCUUGGGGCAACCACGAGCUCUACAACUUCAGCCGGGCCCAGCUGGUGCACACCGGGCUGUACAGCCGCCCCGCGGGGGGCUCGGACGGACCCCCGGACAGGCACUGUCACGCCUAUCACUGCAGCCUGGCCGCAGGGCUCCGCCUCGUCGUGCUCGACACCUACGACCUGAGCACCCUGGGCAGGGACCCCGACAGCCCCUGCUACCAGGAGGCCCUGCGGGUGCUGCAGGAGAAGAACCCCAACGAUGACUUCAACAGCCCCGCAGGUACCUCCGGCUCGGCAGGGGCGCGGGCGGCCGAACCUUCGCUGUCCCGAGCUCCCGGUGCUGACAGCGGGAUGCCAGGGGMUCAGGCAUGUACCCCAUUGCUGCCCACCUCUGCCGCCUCCCUGUCACCAGUGCGGCUGUAGGCGGGCACAGGAGAUGCUCCCCCGUACAUCUGUGCUGUCCCGGUGUCUGGGCUGUGUCUGGGCUGUGCGCUGUACCCCGCAGUAUCGGAACACGAGGCAGCUGCUGCUGAAGCGGCUGUUGUAGAGCACCGAGUUGUGCCCACACUGUCCCAUGCUGAGGGAACACCCAACAGCAGAAACACUGUGUAGUGUGACCAAAACUUCCAAAGACACUAACAAAUAAUCUUCGUGCAAGGAGGCUGAAGUUUUGA